CGGUCGGUGUCACACUCGAUAUGCUCACAAUCGAAGAGAAGGUUAAGGUUAAGACCGACUGAUUAAGAAGAUUCGCGAAAUCGUCCGUCUGUGAUUCAUCUGUGCUCAUCUUCUUCUGGGAAUCAUGGAUCCCGGCGUUCUUUCGCGGCUGAUCCCGCAAAGCAAGGAACAGGUGAGACCAGCCUGUAAGAAAUGCGGCUACGCCGGGCACUUAACCUAUCAGUGUCGCAAUUUCAUCAAGAUCGACCCCAACAAGGAGAUCGUGCUGGACGUGAGCAGCACGAGUUCGGACAGCGACGAGAAUUACGUCACCCCGUUGACGGAGCUGCGGGAGCGCGAGUUGCGGAAAAAGCUGCGAGUGGCGAGGAAAAAACGGCGGGAAAAGAAGGUCAGGAAGAAGCGUAAAAGGAAACGCGAGAGCUCGGAGAGUAGCGAGUCCUCAUCGUCGUCGUCCAGCGAGGAGGACAAGAAGCACAAGAAGGGAAAGAAGAGGAAAAAGAAGAGUUCUAAAAGCAAGAAACGCAAGAAGCACAAGCGGCACGACGAUGACAAUUCGUCUGAUGGGAGCGAGGCAAAAGAUUAUCCUAAAAGGAGAUUAAAACGAUAAUGUUGUCGCCUUUUGCUGUGUCAAGUGUAAGCAGAAACAUUUCUACUUCAACCCCUGUGAGUCAGAUAAAAUUGAGUCGAUUGAGAGUAAUGGAUAACAGCGAAGCAAGCUAUGAUGGAGGGUAGACCAUCAUACACAUAUGUAACAAAUGCAGAAUGGAAUACAUCGGUGAUAGAAUUUUAAUUGCUAUAAGAGAUGAAAAGAAAAAGGAUAUAUUGAUUGAAUUGAAACAGCAACAAUUUCUUAAAGUUUCCAAAUUUGAUAGCAACAAUCUGAUACUCAUAGACGACAAUGGCACACCUCUAGGUACAAGAAUACAGGUGUCUAUUCUACACAUAUUCCAAAAAUGAAAGAACAGACUCACAGCAAAGGAGAUU
Molecule: messenger RNA, 984 nt
Organism: Atta colombica
Lineage: Eukaryota; Metazoa; Arthropoda; Insecta; Hymenoptera; Formicidae
Product: protein SREK1IP1-like
Exons: 3
Coding region: 125-607 (160 amino acids)
Molecular function (GO): zinc ion binding; nucleic acid binding
Source: RefSeq, a predicted model, not a curated record